Helobdella robusta is the source of this 669-nucleotide messenger RNA. RefSeq lists its product as hypothetical. The record is from RefSeq and is a predicted model, not a curated record. The transcript is spliced from 3 exons. NCBI's taxonomy places the organism in Eukaryota, Metazoa, Annelida, Clitellata, Rhynchobdellida, Glossiphoniidae. Gene Ontology annotation, biological process: Notch signaling pathway; protein ubiquitination. Bases 1 to 669 code for a protein of 222 amino acids.
AUGACCUUAGGAGUUCGCCGCAGAUCUGGGUCGGUUGACACUCGACCCAAAUCUCAAACUAAAACGAUUGACUCCAGCCAAAGCAAAGACGACUUAACAUCGGCAAAUGACUGUCCGAUCUGUUUAUCUCAGAUCACCGGCCGGCCUAAGAUUUUAAGUUGUGGUCAUUGCUUCUGCAUGCAGUGCAUCAAUCAGUGGCUGGUGGCCCACAACAAAUGCCCCGUCUGUAACAGAUGUUUCGGUGUUCAGCGUGGGAACCAGCCCGAUGGAAGGAUGGAUGUUUCAAAUGAACCCUACAGCUUACCUGGCUACAAGGAGUCCACCUCCAUCAAGAUACAAUAUUCCUUUCCAGACGGCAUUCAACAGAAGGACCAGCCAAAUCCAGGGAAGCCAUACACGGGCACGAGGAGAAUCGCCUACCUACCUAACAACCAGGAUGGCAGAGAGGUACUUCACCUGCUCAAGAUCGCCUUCGACAAUAGAUUGAUAUUCACCAUUGGCAGGUCGAACACCACUGGUAGAGAUAACGUCGUCGUUUGGAAUGACGUUCACCACAAAACAUCAACCAGUGGAACGCAUGGCUAUCCAGACAGUGGCUAUCUCAAACGUGUUAAAGAUGAACUGCAAGCCAAGGGUAUAACUACGGAAUUGCUGUCCGUCAAGAAAUGA